UAACUUGCUGGGUCAUGCAGCAGCGACAAAUGAAAAACAUCAAAUAUCAACCAAGAACACAAUUCCAUGGCAAAUAACCCCUCCCUUUUUUUCACGACAACUAGUAAAAAAAGGAAGUAGUCAGGAAAAUAUGGAAACCGGUGAUUUAACUCCUUCGAUCAUAACAUCUGAACAGUUAUCUGACAAUGAAUCCCUGCUUGCCAAAGAAACUUUCAACAGGAUUCAGCAUUGCAGUGAUAUUUUUGAAACAAUUUUUGACAACCACUCUAAUACUAUGGAAACAGAGAUUGAGGACAAGUCUUGCAACUGUGAUUCUCCAAUCCGUGAGGUUCAUAUGGAUAAUGACAUACAGGUAGUUUUUGAUAAAUAUAGAAGAGAUGAGGUGCCCAAUUUUAUUAUUCUCUCUAGUGACUCGUCUCCAGAUAUGGAAAGUUUCAGUGAACACUCCCAUUUGAAUGAUAGGAUUGUUUAUGAAGAUAAUGAGAAAGCUACCUACAACUUUCAGAUAAGUGAGAAUGAAUGUUUAGCUGAUCUGCCUGAUCUCACUCAUUCUGUUUUACCGAGAGGGUGUACCCCUUCCAAUCUUGAGGGCAGUAUAAAUAGACGCGGAGUCAGUUUAACCUCAAAAGACACCAAGGACGCUAGAUGUUCACAGAAUGAUGAUGAGACAGAUAGCCUUGCUUCUACCAUUAUUUUUGAUCCAGUCUUUGAAAAUAUUACUGAAGAUUUAUCGAAGCCUGAAAAAGAGUGCAUGAUGAACCAUAAACAAAUAAUCAACAACAAUGCUAAAACUGUCUGUCCAACCAGCCAACAAAAUAGCAGAAAUGAAUUAGAAUGUGAAUCUUUCCUCCUUGGCAGACACGAAAAAAAUGAAUAUCGUUUGCUCCAGAGUUCCCCCAGUUUUUCACUAAAUACAUCAGUUGGCAUGGAAAGGGCAGACCCAAGAAGUGAAAAUGUCACAUUUACAGAUGUGACAGAUGGCUGCUCAAUGAAAGGUGCAUUAGAUGAGGAUCUUCAGAGAAAGGAAGAUUCCAAAAUGAUUACAAUUAAACCACCUGUUUCUGCCAGAAUCUUUAAAAGAAGUCAGUCCCUGAAAGUAGAUUAUAAAAUAUACCCAGACGUACUGCAAGCGAAAACAAGGAAUAAUUAUAAAUUAGCAGAUUCAUUGUCUGUAGUGGGCGUUAGUCAUGGUAAUAUGCCCAUUUAUACUCCAAGUUUUUAUGAAGCAACAAGUGGGCCAGUGUCAGUCACAUGUGAUAUAACAAGGUCAAAAGAAAAGGUGGGUGUUCCUGAUUCCUGUAAAUUUUCGGAUCCAUUAGGUACUCUGUUUAUUAGUGAUGGGGAUCUGAUCCUGCCCAUUCAUACUCAAGUAGGAGUUAUAGUUGAUUUUGUUGAUGUUGUUCAAAUGCUUCAUGGCUAUAAGGAUUGUGCAGGCAAGAAAGAAAAUAAGAAAAUAAACCAACAGAACAUGAAUGACAUUUAUAUUACAAUUAAUAUAGAUGUUCAAGGCAACAAUUGGCAAAAGGGUGCAUUUGAUGGCGCAGAAGUCUCAGCCAUUCUUGAAAAACUUCCUGUAGAGGAAAAGAAACAGUUGCACAGAAAUCAAUGCAUUGAAAAUAUCACUUUAUAUCAGAAAGAUGCAAUUGGAAGUGGAUAUCAUGCAAUGGUAAAUCAGACAGAAAUCAUAAGGAAUCAGGUAAAUUUGACUGUGGAUCAGAAGUGUGGAUGUGUGGACACAGUAAGUAUUAUGCGGAAUAUGCAAGGGCAAUGUGUAGAAAACGUGUCGAAUCAUAGAUAUUUUGAUACGCCGAAAGAAAAAAAUUCAUUCUGGCAGGAAGGCAUGAACCUAGGUAUCAUGGCGAAUGAAGAAAUGAUGGCGAGCAGUACUGCUCAUCUAGAACAAUCAUUCCGCGAAAACAGUAUCAAUCAGAAUGAUCCUUCAAGUCAUAAUGCCUUCGCUGAUAGGCAGAUUGAAACUGUGGGUAGAAAUGUAAUGGGUAAUGAUAAAGUUAUCAAUAUAAGUGCAAUCGCAAGUAAGGAAGAUAUAAAGAUUAGUCAAGAUUUGGAUUGUUGUCAGACAAACAUUAUAAAUAGGGCUGAUACUUACCAGGAAGUCAUUAUGAAUUCUAGAGAUAUAAGUCAGAAUAGCAUUGUGAAUAACAGUACAAAAGUUCAUGAAUAUGUGGAACAUAAGAAUGGUGUAUCUCAAGAGUCUGCACUUAACAUUUUGGGCGAAGAACAUGUUACAGAUAGAAUUAAUACUUGCUUCAGAGACGAAGAUCACAAAAACACUAAACGUCAAAGAACUUUAAUAUGCAAAAAAAACAUUGUGAAUCAAGAACUUGGUGGAAAACAAGAAACUAGAACAAUCAAUAUUUUAAAUACUGAAAAACAAACAAACAUAGAAAGCAUACUUCUAAAGCAGAACAGUAUGGUGAAUAUAGAGAAUAAAGAUAUGAAAAAGAAAGCUAAUGGAAAUCAUGAAGUCAUGAUAAACAGACGUGAGGAAAACAUCAUCUGUAAAACAGUUAAUCAAAAUAUGGUUCUGAAUAAUAAUUCGAUUAUUCACGAUAGAGUUGCAUUAAGAAAUGUGUGUAAAAUUAAAACCGAGAGUAAUGAUGGCAAUUUUAUAAGUGGAUUAUUUGAAAUGAAUAAUGAAACUGAUAUAGAAUUUUCACACCCCAAAUCUACAAGUGCCAUAUCUAAUGAAUCUGAGCUUCAGAAUCCUGAUUUUAUAUUCUCAGAACAUGACAGAGAGCAUAAUGAUCUUAUAGCCUCAGACAAAGGGCACAGUGAUUUUACAGCCUCAGAAUAUGACAAAGAGCAUAAUGAUUUUAUCGUCUCAGAACAUGACAAAGAGCUUAAUGAUUUUAUAGCCUCAGAACACGACAAAGAGAAUAAUGAUUUUACAGCCAGAGUGCAUGGCAAAGAGCAUGAUUUUAUAGCCUCAGAUAAAGAGCAUAAUGAUUUUGCAGCCUCAGAACAUGACAAAAAGCAUAAUGAUUUUAUAGCCUCAGACAAAGAGCAUAAUGAUUUCACAGCCUCAGAACAUGAUAAAGAGCAUAAUAAUUUCACAGCCUCAGAACAUGACAAAGAGCAUAAUGAUUUUAUAGCCUCAAACGAAGAGCAUAAUAAUUUUACAGCCUCAGAACAUGACAAAGAACAUAUUGAUUUUAUAACCUCACACAAAGAGCAUAAUGAUUUUAUAGCCUCAGAACAUGACAGAGAGCAUAAUUGUUUUGUAGUCGCAGAACAUGACAAAGAGCAUAAUGAUUUUAUAGCCUCGGACAAAGAAUAUAAUGAUUUUAUAGCCAGAGAACAUGACAAAAAACAAACUGAUUUUACGACCUCAGAACAUGACAAAGAGCAAAAUGAUUGUACAGCCUCGGACAAAGAGCAUAAUGAUUUUAUAGCCAGAGAGCAUGGCAAAGAGCAUAAUUUUAUAGCCUCAGACAAAGAGCAUAAUGAUUUCACAGCUUCAGAGCAUGAUAAAGAACAUAAUAAUUUCACAGCCUCAGAACAUGACAAAGAGCAUAAUGAUUUUGUAGCCUCAAACGAGGAGCAUAGUAAUUUUACAGCCUCAGAACAUGACAAAGAACAUAUUGAUUUUAUAACCUCACACAAAGAGCAUAAUGAUUUUAUAGCCUCAGAACAUGACAGAGAGCAUAAUUGUUUUGUAGUCGCAGAACAUGACAAAGAGCAUAAUGAUUUUAUAGCCUCGGACAAAGAAUAUAAUGAUUUUAUAGCCAGAGAACAUGACAAAAAACAAACUGAUUUUACGACCUCAGAACAUGACAAAGAGCAAAAUGAUUGUACAGCCUCGGACAAAGAGCAUAAUGAUUUUAUAGCCAGAGAGCAUGGCAAAGAGCAUAAUUUUAUAGCCUCAGACAAAGAGCAUAAUGAUUUCACAGCUUCAGAGCAUGAUAAAGAACAUAAUAAUUUCACAGCCUCAGAACAUGACAAAGAGCAUAAUGAUUUUAUAGCCUCAAACGAAGAGCAUAAUAAUUUUACAGCCUCAGAACAUGACAAAGAACAUAUUGAUUUUAUAACCUCAUACAAAGAGAAUAAUGAUUUUACAGCCUUAGAACAUGACAGAGAGCAUAAUUGUUUUGUAGUCGUAGAACAUGAAGAAGAGAAAAUAUUGGCGAACGUAGAAGAGAUACAAGAUGGACUGUUCAAAUCUUCCAGAAGCACUUUAGAUGAGACAUCAUAUGGUUUGACUCAUUAUAAAGAAGUGUGUUCCAAUGACAUUUUGACUAAUACAAAAGAAUUACUAUCAUGUCUGACUAUCAACGAGCCAAGCGAUAAUUGUCAGCUUGGCCUUUUUCACUGUGUGAAUAGUGAAAAAACUGCAACUGACAACGUCAUUGAUCAAGGCACAUGGUUGACGCAAUACCAGUUAAAAGGACCCUUGACAUUAGAUGGAACUAUAAGCAAUAGUCAUCUUCCAAUUUGGAAACAAAAAUAUCUUGGAACUGUACAGGAUAUUAUAAACGAAACAUUUAUGAUAUACAAUAUGAAGGAAGGUAAAUUGCAUCAAGAAGUCGAAGAACUAACUGUAAAUGAUCAUGAGGUCAAAUGUAAUAUUAGAACAUUGCUUGAUACAGACAUAUGUAAGUAUAAACAUUUACAAAGUUGCCAAGAUCCUAUAGCAAAAAAAGGCAAAGUGAAAGUAGGUAGAGGACAGAUACGGAAAGAAAAUCCAUGCCAAGAUAACGGUCCAUAUUUUGGAAGUGACAUGAAUUUCAAAAGAGAAGAAAAGGCAGUAUACACAGUAGGUAAAAAAUCGGAAGACAUGGGUGAGAUGAGUGUAGCCCAAGGAAUAAUAAAACAAAAUGAUGGCAAAAGUUGGAAAUUAACGUCUACAACGUGUCACUCUCCGUCAGAUGCCACUGAGGAUAUAAACGGGAGUCUUUUUUUGGAGCGUUUGUCAUGUAGCGAUAACAUCAAAAUAAUUUCAAAUAACAGUGAAAAGUCGCAGAAGAGUGAACCAAUGAGAGAAUUGCCUAUGGAUUUUCUUUUGAGAAUUUCCCAGAAAAUAGACCAACUAAAAGGGAAACCGAAGCGAACUCAAUACAAGCCGCUAAAAAACAAACGUCAACAUGAUUUCAAUGAUAAACUGGAGAAAUUCAUUAAAAAAUACCAUAAUACCAAACACAAAAGUUCAGAGUCACCACUAGAAGCCAAAGAGAAAUGUCCUCUCCUUAUCCAUCAAGAACCUGAUAACAGAAAAGAACAAACUUGUGAACCACCCGAGGACUCACAAGGCUCAAAACACGAAAAAAGAGCAGAGGAAAAAGUCGGCGGCAAAGAGGGCAAUAUUAGAAGAAAGGUUAAAUCUUUCAAGGAGGGUGCACCGCAAGGUAGAAAGAAUAUGAAUAAGAAUGUGGAUAAUACAUUUAAAAGGAUUGAAGCCCCAUUAGACGAGUUGCACACGCGGUUCCUGAGGGAGUUGCAGGCGGAAGGAGAGGUUCUUCUAUCCAGCCUAAAGGGUGAAGGAGAGGCUGCCGUGAUUGGCAGUCACCAACACUUUUCUACACUUCAGCCUGAUCAUACCCGGUUCCUUCUCAAUCAGUUAUUGAGAAUGCGGGACUCCAACUAUGGUUACGUAAUGAUUCUAGCUAGGCUCGAGCAACUACUGGAGGGUGUCUGUGAUAUGACACACCCAAAAGUCAAAGUCGUUAUGGAGGAGAUGGCGCAAGUGCGGCAACAGACUGAUCCUUGGGACGCAGACCUUAAGAUUCUGAUACUAACACGGGCGUAGAAACUCAGCCGUUACUCAGCAGUUGAAGAGACAUUUGGGACACGAUGCUGUUUACUGCCUUGAAUCCUCACCAAAUUACAGGGAUGUACUUCUCG
Messenger RNA from Penaeus vannamei (Pacific white shrimp), 5859 nucleotides. The record is from RefSeq and is a predicted model, not a curated record. NCBI's taxonomy places the organism in Eukaryota, Metazoa, Arthropoda, Malacostraca, Decapoda, Penaeidae.